Molecule: messenger RNA, 7071 nt
Organism: Cataglyphis hispanica
Lineage: Eukaryota; Metazoa; Arthropoda; Insecta; Hymenoptera; Formicidae
Gene: xmas
Exons: 4
Coding region: 421-5364 (1647 amino acids)
Biological process (GO): mRNA export from nucleus
Cellular component (GO): nucleus; cytoplasm; transcription export complex 2
Molecular function (GO): nucleic acid binding
Source: RefSeq, a predicted model, not a curated record
AAUGUAUGCGUAAGAAAAUGAACCAAUCAAUUUCCUUAUGCUUAUUGUUAUGCGCUUAUGCAAAAGUGUGUGCUCCCCGCUAUAGUCUGAUACGGGUUUUACAAAUAGAAUUUCUGAACACACAAUCGUUGCAUUUUUUGUGCAUGCUGAUAUGUUUAUGUGUGUGUAUAUAGAGUUCAUUGAGCAAAACAAACUAUAAGGAGAAGGAAGAAAAUAAACUGUAUUUAUUGCUUGGUAUUAAUCAAUAUUAAUUUUCUAAAGAAAAAAAAUAGAUUUACAAUUGUUAAUUGUAAAUUGAUUAUAGAUAAUUUUUUUGUUGACAUAGUUUUUUUGGUUAUAGACCAAAAGGCGCAAUUAUAAAAUACAUUGAUAUAUAUAAAAUCUCGUUCUCAUCACGUAUUAUGAGUAAAUGCUAAAGGUAUGUCGCAGGAAUUAAAUAAAAGUAAAAUGUUCAAUCAAAUAGAACAAAUGGACGACAUAGAAGUUAACAUUUCCGAAACGAGCACGAUCUCUAACCGUUUUGUAUUUUCUAAACCAAGUAAUAUAUCUCAUCCUUCAAGAGUUAUUAAUUGUGAUGUAGAAUUGGAUCAUGUUUCUGACACUCAUUCCAAUAAGAAGAAUAUAUUUACCUUUGCUGUACCUACAAUACUAUCGCAAUAUGAUGAAAAACAUACAAGCUUGCAAGUCAAUGACUCUAACAGAUAUAAGCCAAGAAUUUUUAGAUCUACAUUUAAACCCACAUUUAAUGUAUUUGCUAGCGCUCUUAAGGAUACAGAAGCUUUUGAACAACUGAAAAAAAAUUCUAGAUCGCAUACUACCAAAAUUAAUAUUGACAACUCGAUAACAUGCACCAAUGUUCCGAACGCCUUGCUGACUAAAAUAGCGGCAAAAGAAUAUUUCAUAAAAUAUGGGAAUAUCGUUAAAAUAACUAUACGUCCAAGGAAACGUACAAUCAUAGUAGUUUAUACAUCAAAAGUGGAGGCAAAUGCUGCGUAUUAUGGCAGUAGCAAUUACAUGGGUGAGAAGUUUCACGUAGAGUGGACUAAAUUGGAAUCAUCGAUGAAAAUGUCAACUAAAAAGAAAAUUCCACAUAAAAAUAUAGUGACAAAUCUACUUAAAGCGUCCGACGAUGAGAUUAAAUUUGAAUUAGAGGCCAUGACAAAUUUAGAGUAUAAUUUACAUUCUGACAAGGAGAUUAAACUAUCCGAUAAUACAUUAUAUCCAUUAAAAGUUAGAACACCUGCAGGGAAAACAGUAUUGCCGCAUGAGAAAAUGGUAACCAAAUUUGAGAAAACUGUUGCAAAGAUUGAAAAAUUUGAUACAGAGAGUCAGAUAAUUAAACCUUUACCUAAUACCUCUAUAGAGGAGUUACAAAAUAUAAUACAUCAGAUCGCUCUUACGACUGAAGACAAAUACAAGAUUUUGGAAGCUAGGGAUCGUCUCAUGAGAUUAAAACGAAUCAAACCAGCCUCGCUUGCAACAGCUGAAGUAACUAGUGGAACUUGUCCUGAUAUGUGCCCAGAAAAAGAACGUCUUAUGCGUGAAUCGCAGAGGCAAAUUGCGACAUAUGAACAGCUAGAGGGAAAUGAAUACAAAAUAAAUCAUGUGACGGCUAUAAAGCAAUAUUCAAGAUCUUCUGCGGACCAGGAGGAACCGAUGCCCCACGAAUUAAGGCCGGUAAAGUCGUUGAAAAUGACUAUGAGCUACUUGCUUCACGAAAUAAUGGAUCUCUGUGAGCAGGAAGACACAAAUUUGGCGGAAUGGUAUCACUUUCUAUGGGAUAGAACAAGAGGAAUCAGGAAGGAUAUUACGCAACAGGAAUUAUGUUGCAUAGAAAGCGUAGAAUUGAUCGAACAAUGCGCUAGAUUUCACAUAGUAUGUUCAGAGAGACUUUGCUCAGAAGACGCAUCUGUGUUCGAUAUGAAAAUUAAUACGGAAAAUUUAACAAAAUGUCUGCAGACCUUGAAAUAUAUGUAUCACGAUUUGAGACUAAAAGGUAUUACUUGUGAAAACGAAUCAGAAUUCAGAGCAUACAUUGUUUUACUAAAUUUAAACGAUGGUAAUUUUCUAUAUGAUUUGCAACAGUUACCGAAAUCUGUGCAAAAUUCAUCAGAAAUUCAAUUUGCGAUCAAUAUAUACUUUGCACUGGAUUCGAGUAAUUACUAUAAAUUCUUUAAACUCGUUCGAGAAACGACUUAUUUGAAUGCUUGUAUCUUAUUAAGAUAUUUUAAUCAAGUUAGAUUGAAAGCAUUUAAGGUAAUGUUGAAGGCGUAUUGCAGAAGUACUUCAACAGCUUUCCCGUUGUAUGAAUUAAUAGAUAUUCUCGGCUUCGAAAACGAGAACGAAGCUAAAUAUUUCUGCGAACAAGUAGGACUGAACUUUUCGAAUGACGAGUUGAACAUUCUCUUCAAUCGUCGGAACUUCAGCAUGCCCGCAGGAAGUAUACAACAGGGUAGGGCUUAUAAUCUGAUAGAAUCUAAGAGAAUUGCUUUAAAUUUCACUAUUGGACAAUGUAUCGCUGGUGGAAAAAUGCCAGAAAAGACUUACAAGGAUCAUAAACCGCAUGAUAGUUUUGACGCACAUGGCUAUUUGAUGCCUGAAUCUAUCAAUGCCAUGGAUCAAAAUACUAAUGCCUCUUCUAUAGAACAACACGAAUAUGAACAUCCAUACGAAUUUAUGGAGAGAAAGACAAAGAAGAUGCCAUCAGUCCGGGACAAAAAUCAGAAAGCCAUAAAGGAUGUUCGUCCUAUUCAAGUUAAAAAACAGUCUGCUAAUACAAAUGCAUCAAGUAUACCUAAACUUAUAUCAGUUUCCGAAUCAAUCACUUUGAAUGAUUUCCAAAUGACGACAUCAAAUGCACCCCAUGCACAAAGUGAGCUUAAACAAAAAAUAUCAAAUAUAUUUGAAUAUAAACUUCAGUCUUCUUGUACAUCAACCACACAAAUAAAUGUAGCUUUUGAUAAACAAUCUGAGUAUGAAAAUGCGAUGACUGGUACAAUGCAUCGUGAAAACACUAUGACUGAAGAUAAACAAUCUGAAAUUUUUGGUAGCAAUAAUAUUUUUAGUAAUAACAAUGCAUUUACAAACGAUCCUAUCGCAUUUUCAAAACAAUUAGAAACAUCGCAUAAUGUAGAACCUGCUGCGUCUUCGGCAAUAAAUCAGAAUGUCGAUUCAGGGAUAAGAUCGGAAGAUAUAUUUAUUAGAAAUAUUACGCCUUCAACGGUUUUCGCUAACAAUUAUUUUCUCACACCACUUUCAACAAAUGUAAAUGAUGGGAAUAAAAUAACAAAGAAACAAACUAUCUCCUCUCAGGAAGAACAGAAAGUCCAAGAUGUACAAAUUAUUUUGAAGGCUGAAAAAGCGAAAUUGGAGAAGUUGGAGUAUGAGAGAAAAAUGCAACAAAUCGAGGAACAGUCGGAAGAAAUUUACAACAGCUUAUAUAAGGAAAUCGCAUAUGAAUUCUGCUCUGCUAUUGCAAAAGAAAAUAUGGAAAGGAUAAAAAUAUAUGACACAUUGAGCGAAAAAAUCCUUUUCGACAUGACUGGCGAAAUUAUUCAUGAAAUAUGUAAUGUAUUAUUGACUGCUGAAAUUAAAAAUCAGCGGAAGUUACAAGCCAUGUUGUCAAGAAUUAAAAAUCAAGCAGUUGCCAAGUGUUUCAAUGCUUGGAAACAGUACGUAUCGAAAAAGAAACGACAGAGAGAGGCAUUGGAAAACACACCGGUUUGGUUGCAGAGGCAAUCCGUGGAGGAAAACGCGAGAAUGCUAUAUUCCAAGGAACAGGAAAUAGUGAUACAAAAUAUGCGCGAAAAACAAUGUCAAUCGGAUGACACAACUGGUAUGAUACCAACUCUUGCGCCAAUCGAAAUUAUCGUGUACGCUGGUAUUAAAGAGAAUCUACGAUUAUUGGAUAUUGGUCCUUUGAUUAACAUAUUUUGGAAACUGGUGAUCUCCUGGCCGGAUUUGAGCAAUAAAACGAUCUUAUGGCAUUAUAAGAAAAUGAUAAAUGAAUACUUAUAUCCUGAAGAUUUUACGAUGGAUCCUAUUAUAAAAACUUAUCGACCAAAUCCCUAUGAAACUUUACGUGUUUGCAUAAGGCAUUUCGAGGGUUUUAUCAGUGAGCAUAAUUUAGUCGGUACUGAUGCGCUUCUAUUUAUCGCUGAUGCUUCGGAAAACUAUGAACUUGUUAUUAAACGUUUAACGAAAACUAUAUUAUCAAGACACAAGCUGAUGCCUAUGCCGCUGGCUUUUAUAAUCCUGGGUAAUGGAAAUUUGAAAAUUCAGAAUGAGGAUAUCGUCUCAGUCUUGGAAUCUCUCUUGGAAUCUGGUUACAUAUUGGAAUAUACAAUUAUGUACAAGGAAGAUUUGUCUACAAAAAUUAUUUUAAAUUUGAUACAAAGCGUAGUUUUAUGGUUGACAGUGAACAAAUCACCACCAAUUCCACUGGAAAUGGAUUAUUUGUAUAAUAUAUAUAAUAUUUGUUUGUCAGAAGAGUUGUGGUUAAGGAUAUUGGGUGAUGCUAUGUUCAAUAAACAAUUGUCAAAUGCAUUAAAAAAUCCUAAUUUUGUAAUUGAUUUGCACAACGAAGCUGUAAAUCAUUUGAUAGACAUAAUUUUAGAUCCAGAAUCUAUGUUAUAUACAAAUUUUGCACCCGAAUUAAAAAAAUUCCUUCAAAAUAGUAGUACGAUGCCAUGCAGUUAUGAAUACUUGGACGAAUCGUGGAAACAAGAUGAAUACAGAGCAAAAUUAGAGAACAUAAUGAAUAGUUUUGUGUUACCACCGUGGAAUGCACCAUGGCCAAUAACGGAUAUACAAGAUUUACGACGAUAUAUUACAAAAUAUUGUAGAGAGGUGCUAUCUGACUCAAAUUGCAACAUUGUAUUUUGCAAUAUAUUAAGUAAUUUAUACCUUACUUCAGGAAGUUUGCAGUUAUCCAAUUUCGUACACAUACUACUGCAUGUGAUUAAAGAAAAAAUACAACUUUUGGAUGAACAUAUAGUCAUUUAUAACAAAAAUCACAUCAAACAUUUCCAGACAUUACCAUGGUGGUUUAAAUCUAAUGUACUAACAAAAUUUUUGUCGCGCGAAUUAAACUGUGAUGAUAAUUACAUAUUAAACGAACCAGUGAUAAAAAGAAAGAAACUCAAUACGUCGGCAAACGAUUUGUAUGAUAGUGUAUUAGACGAGAAAUUUGAUUCAUUAGCAGAAUUUUGUGAAAGUACCAAAACUCGAGUCAUAGAGAUACACUCUGUGUCUAAGGAGAUAGAGAGCCGUUUGCAAACGCAACAAUUGGAGAAUAUAUUAUUGGAAGAGCGAUUGAAGAAUGCCUUGUACGACGAAGAGAACUUUGUAAAGGGAAAUGCGUAAUUUUUUCCAUUCACCUAUAUAUGGUAUGAUUUAUAAUAUUUUGGUUCUAUAAGUUUUAUUAUGUACAUAUAUGUAUGUGUCUAUACACGCACACAUACAAAUAUACACAAUAUUUUAAUUAUAUUUACAAUCUAAUAAGUCAAUAUGCUAGGAAUAACUAAUAUUAUAUUUUCUAGUAAAAUUAUAUAUUUAUAUAUACAUUACAUUAAAAAUAUGUAAAUAAAAUGUCAUAACAAAAUUCAGCUAUAAUUUUAUUUAAAUAUUAUGAAAUUAUAUAUUAUAGACGAACAUAUAAAUGUUAUAUAUUUAGUAAUUUAUUUUUCACACAUAAUUCAAUUGUUCCAUACAAUAUAUAAUAUAUAAAUCAUAGAAUUACAUAGGAUACAGAAAUAUUUUUAACAAAACAUCGCUUCUCUAUGAUCUGAAAAGUAUUGUCAUUUGAUAUUGUACAUUCGCACAAAUUCUUUUAGAGAAAACAAAAAAAAUUCUUUAUAAAUAAUAUUCUAUUUAGAAAAAUUAAUGGAAGAGAUAGAAAUAAAGACGGGAGAAAGAACGAGCACAAAAUUAAAAUUGUUUUAUUAAUCUAGUCUCAAAUUUACCGUUUCUUUUCCUAUAUUUGUAUAUCUUUCUUUCAGAGAUUUAUAUAGAUGUAUAGAUAUUCCUAGUGUGACAAUUUUAUUGCAUAUAAUGCACGAGAAAAAUACUUAAUUUGUAGAAAUACAUGACUAAAAAAAAAAAAACAUCUAAUAUAAGAUAUUUAAUAUGAUAAUAACAAAAUCGUGUAUUUUUGAACAAAUUGAGAUCAAAUAAUUUAUAUAACAAAGUUUAAUAUUGUAUACAUAAUAUAAAAAAAUAUAUAACAUAUUUUUUCACUUUGAAAGAAAACUUAAUGUAUAACAGUUUUAACAUAUAUAAAAACAUAAAAAACUUUGAAUGCUCAAAUUAACUUUGUUUUCUGAGAUUUUGCAAAAUUUUUUAAUUUUCUUAUACAUUUACAUAAUUAUUUAAAUUUUAUCACUUAAUAAAAUUGGGGUAGAUGAAGGAAAAAAUAAAUAAAAAAUCUUUGGUUUCCCUAUAUUUUUAAUUUAUUCGGAAUGAAAGAAACAUGAGAAAAAAAAGAAAAGGAAACGGGAAUAACGAGAAAUUAUCUAUUCAAAAAAUAAAUAGUACAAACGUGCGUAAGAAUCUUUUACAGUGAUAUCAAACAAACAUGAAAUAAUAAUGAUUUUAUGUCUAAUGCAAAGAUAUGCUGCAUUAUACACAGAUAAACACACACACACACAUCCACACGCGCGCACACACGCACACACACACACGCACGCACGCACACGCACAUCAAUUGCACUACCAUACAAGGUGCAUCUCGAUACUUAUUAUAGAAAAAAGUUUAAUUUUUAUUUAAUAAAAAAUAAAUUAAAUUGUAUAUGUAACAUGUCAUGAAAAUAUAAUAUUAUACUGUGUCAGUAAAAAAUAUGUAUAUAUUAAGUUAAACAGCUAUAUAUAUUGUGAAAUAUCACUGUUAAAUUUAUACAUGCGCACAUACAUACUUAUAUUCAGGAUGUUUCAAAACCACUGUAUCUUAACAGUGGAUUCUGAUUAAAUUAAAAUCUAUUUCUUCAGCGGAAAUGUCGACAUUAAUCAUUUCCGAGUCACAGAACGUCUUAAAAAAAAAAAAAAAAAAAAAAAAAAAAAAAAAAAAACACUAAA